CGAAGCAUCUAGCAGAAAGCAUCUUCCUGCAUUCUGUUCUCUCGUUCGCCUGCUUGUUUUCCUCUCACUCUCUCUCUCGCUCACACACACACACACACUCUCUCUCUCUUUCUCUCACGCUCUCUCUCUCUCUCCCUCUCUCUCCCUCUCUCUCGCGUCACUGCUCUUCUUGUUAACUGAGUCCCCGUCUGUCUGCCGGAGCACAGACCUCCCAGCUCUCUCUCUCUCUCUCAGAAGAGCAGCGCCCAGGCUGUGGGAAUCGCGUGCACGCUCACACACACACGCUCACACGCUCACACACACGCAUACACACACGCACGUGUGGGUCCCGCACGCAGGUACACACACACACACACUCGCUCUCGCACACACGCGUGUCCAGCCCGGAGCCGGCAGCCCAGCAUGGACGUCCUGAAGAAAGGCUUUUCCAUGGCCAAGGAAGGGGUGGUGGCGGCAGCGGAGAAGACCAAGGAGGGUCUGGAGGAGGCGGCCGCCAAAACCAAGGAGGGGGUCAUGUACGUGGGUACAAAGACAAAGGAGGGAGUGGUGUCAGGUGUAAAUACAGUGUCCCAGAGAACGACCGACCAGGCUAACAUAGUGGCCGAAGCUGCUGUCUCCAGCGCCAACGACCUGUCCCAGAAAACAGUGGAGGGGGUGGAGAAUGUGGCACUGUCUACCGGCCUGGUCAACCCGGAUGAACCUGGGACUAAGGGGGAGCUGUCCCACCCUGAGGGGACCGUGGAGCAGGCCGGAGACGCGGGACAGUAGGGGUAUUAAUCCAUUGUCCAGGGACCAGCAGCGACCCCCCAGCCCCCCCCACCCCAUGUUGCUGCAAGAAGGAGUGCCCAUGGCAGCAGCUCAAACCACCCCGACUGCCCCCGCCCAAUCGGAUCACCUGAUCCCCCGUGCCUCUCCCCCCAUAACCAACACAACAUGGAGCCUCAGACGGACCUCCUGGCUGGUGUCGUUUAUGGCUUUAUGGAAACCAAAUUUGUGAAGGACUCUCCCUCCGAUCACAACACGUCCAGCCCCUCCCCCUCAUGGUGUGCUCACGCGUUCAUUCUUCCAAAACCCCCUGCCCCCCCCCCCCCCCAACCGCACCCCCCAUGUGAGCCUCACCGCUGACCCAUUUGCCCCCCCAAACACCCAAAACACAAAGCCCCUCUCCCGAACAGGAGGGUGUUCGUUUGCGGUCCCUGAGCACUGACCACAGCCAUCCGGUCCAAGAGACAUACACACACACACACACACACACA
Molecule: messenger RNA, 1256 nt
Organism: Anguilla anguilla (European eel)
Lineage: Eukaryota; Metazoa; Chordata; Actinopteri; Anguilliformes; Anguillidae
Product: gamma-synuclein-like
Exons: 6
Coding region: 403-768 (121 amino acids)
Biological process (GO): synapse organization; synaptic vesicle endocytosis; chemical synaptic transmission
Cellular component (GO): neuronal cell body; axon terminus; cytoplasm
Molecular function (GO): cuprous ion binding
Source: RefSeq, a predicted model, not a curated record